Molecule: messenger RNA, 1646 nt
Organism: Rosa rugosa (rugosa rose)
Lineage: Eukaryota; Viridiplantae; Streptophyta; Magnoliopsida; Rosales; Rosaceae
Product: homeobox protein knotted-1-like 7
Exons: 5
Coding region: 506-1378 (290 amino acids)
Biological process (GO): regulation of DNA-templated transcription
Cellular component (GO): nucleus
Molecular function (GO): DNA binding
Source: RefSeq, a predicted model, not a curated record
AUUCUCUCUCUUUCUCUCUCUUUCUCUCUCUUUCAUUUUUCAAGGACCAAAUAUCAAGUACCCACCAGAAGCCACAACCAAACAAUCUUGAAAACCUCACUCACCUCUUUUUUCUUGUUUGAUUGAAAUUUCUCUUUCCCUGUAUCCUCUCUCUUUCUCUGUGUAUGUAAGUUCUUUGUUUUUCUCAGACUCAGUUCAGAAAGUGUUGCGUCUCAGAUCCCAAUAUAGCAGCAGCAGCAGCAUCUUUUCUCUUUCUCUUCUCUUCUCUGCACCCUUAACGAGAUAUGAAACUGUCAAACACCAUAAUGACAUGAACAUCAAAACCUCACAAGCCUCUUUCAAUUUCUUUGUGGUCCUCCUCUCAAACCUACACAACCCCCCAAACCCCUCGAUUCUUCACUACCCUUUAUAAUUCUCCCCCUUCUCUUCCAAACCCAUUUCUCCAAAUCUCAAACUGAUCCAAACCCACCUCUCUUUUCCUCCAACAAAAAAAAAAAAAAAAAAAAUGCAAGACAGUGGCUUGGGAAUGAUGGGUUCUGGCGGAGGUGGAGGUCUGAGUGGCGGUGGCGGCGACCAUACUCACCAACUCAAGUCUGAGAUUGCCACACACCCUCUCUACGAACAACUCCUGUCGGCACACGUGUCGUGUCUCCGGGUCGCCACGCCGAUCGAUCAGUUGCCGUUGAUCGAUGCUCAGCUCUCACAGUCACACCAUCUCCUCCGCUCCUACGCCUCGCACCAUCAACAGCACGGCCAUUCUUUAUCGCCCCAUGAGCGCCAAGAGCUCGAUAACUUCUUGUCGCAGUAUUUGAUAAUGUUGUGCUCGUUCAAAGAACAACUGCAGCAACAUGUGAGAGUUCAUGCCGUCGAGGCGGUCAUGGCCUGCCGUGAGAUUGAAAGCACCUUGCAGGCUCUUACUGGAGUGAGUCUGGGUGAAGGAACAGGUGCAACAAUGUCAGAUGAUGAAGAUGACAUGCCAAUGGAUUUCUCUAUGGAUCAAGCUGGCUCUGAUGCCCACGACAUGAUGGGAUUUGGACUCCCUACUGAAUCUGAAAGAUCUCUCAUGGAAAGAGUUCGUCAGGAAUUGAAGAUUGAGCUUAAGCAGGGUUUUAAGUCGAGAAUUGAGGAUGUAAGGGAGGAAAUCUUAAGAAAAAGAAGGGCAGGGAAAUUACCUGGAGACACAACUACAGUGCUGAAGAAUUGGUGGCAGCAACACUCAAAGUGGCCAUAUCCAACUGAAGAUGACAAGGCAAAACUUGUGGAAGAGACAGGGUUGCAACUUAAGCAAAUAAACAAUUGGUUCAUCAAUCAAAGGAAGCGCAAUUGGCACAGCAACUCUCAGUCAGUGACUUCUUUGAAGUCGAAGCGCAAAAGAUGAGACAAUUGUUCAAUGGAAGAAGUAAAUGGUGACCUUACUUUUGUGUCUGAUAUAUAUUGCUAUUUUGUGACCUUGGGGGGGAGUAAAUAUAAUCUAGCCUAGCCAACACUUGUGAAAGCAUUGAAGAGAUUUAGAUGUUUGAUACAGAAGUAACAAAUGGGCAACGAAUAGCUUAAUUACAUGUGAGGUUGGUAAAUUCAUGUUUUAAAUGUAGUGGUACUCUAUCUCUGUUGUACUAUAUUCAUUUACUUAAUUUUGAGUUUGCUUC